Carica papaya (papaya) is the source of this 1820-nucleotide messenger RNA. It is a transcript of the gene SOG1, whose product is annotated as NAC (No Apical Meristem) domain transcriptional regulator superfamily protein. Gene Ontology annotation, biological process: regulation of DNA-templated transcription. Gene Ontology annotation, cellular component: nucleus. Gene Ontology annotation, molecular function: transcription cis-regulatory region binding; DNA-binding transcription factor activity. The record is from RefSeq and is a predicted model, not a curated record. Lineage: Eukaryota; Viridiplantae; Streptophyta; Magnoliopsida; Brassicales; Caricaceae.
UUCAAAAUCAUUAAGAAAAAAUUAUAAAUUUUCCUCUCAAAACAAUUAUAACUUUAUCAUUUUCUCCCCCAUAAUUUACUGUCCCCAGACAAAGGGAAGCAGCAGAGCAGACGAAGAGUUGGACAGUUUUCUGCCCCUCUGAUAACUACUAGUUUCUCUCAUGUCUCGACCUACAUGGUUGGUGGAUAGUAACAGAAUUGCAACAAAAAUCAAGAGUGCCUCUGGGUCAAGUGAUCCACAAAGAGUAACAUGGAAAAGCAACCCAACUAGAGCUUGUCCAAAUUGCCAACAUAUUAUUGAUAACAGCGAUGUUGUUAAGGAGUGGCCAGGAUUACCUCGAGGUGUAAAAUUUGACCCAUCUGAUCCGGAGAUCAUAUGGCAUUUGCUGACAAAAGUUGAAGAAGAUUUAGAACCUCAUCCAUUCAUUGAUGAGUUCAUCCCAACUGUUAAAGAGGAUGAUGGAAUAUGUUAUACUCAUCCUCAGAAUUUGCCAGGAGUCAAGCAAGAUGGGAGUGUAUCCCACUUCUUCCACAGAGCAAUCAAGGCUUAUAAUACUGGGACACGAAAGCGUAGGAAGAUCCAUGGUGAUGUUUCUGGUGAUGUCCGCUGGCAUAAGACUGGAAGGACUAAACCAGUAGUUCUGGAUGGGGAGCAGAAAGGAUGCAAGAAAAUUAUGGUUCUCUAUAUGAGCUCUGCUAGAGGAGGAAAAGCUGAAAAAACUAAUUGGGUUAUGCACCAAUAUCACCUAGGAACACAGGAAGAUGAAAAGGAGGGGGAGUAUGUCAUUUCUAAAAUAUUUUAUCAGCAACAGCAACCAAAACAAAAUGAUAAAGGGGAGCUAGAUUUUCCAGUCACCGAUAAUACUACGAUUCCUAAAGUGGAUCCUGUCACCCCAAUGUCCGUGACUCCAGACCCUCCACGUGUGGAAAGGUGUUCUGAGUUUCUUUUGGAACAAGAGUCCACCGCCAUUGACGUGGAUAUUCCUGCACAGGCUGCUUCAUUUAAGCAUCCUGAGACAGAUUGCAUAGAGGAGGAGGUUCAACCUGACAGCGAAAGACCUAGCUAUACUAAUCAACUGAAUAGAGAAAAUCAAAUAAAUCAGAUGGCAAACGACAAUGAAGAUCGAACUGAUGAAGAACCCAAAUGGUGGGACAGUGAAUCACAAUACUUGUUGGAUUCACAGCAGCUGGUAGAAGGGCUGUCUCUGUGUGAUGAGUUUCUUCAGAGCCAGUCUCCAAACAGGGAAGAAAAUAUCAACGAAGGGGGAUUGAAGGGGAAACUGUGUCUUUCCGAUUAUGCUCAAUUAGGAGCAGAAGAUUUGAAAAAGGAUUUGGAGGAGUGUCAAAAUCUUGUCCUUGAUCCAGCAAAUAUAGAACUCGAUACACCACCUGAAUUCCAUCUGAGCCAACUUGAAUUUGGAUCACAAGAAAGCUUCAUUGCUUGGGGAGGGGGCAAGAUCAUCGAUUAAAAUGUUCAUCAUGGGUAAAUGUAAAUCUUGUGGCCACCUUUGUGAAAAUUUUGCUUGUUUUGUUUAUCUCUUGAUGAAUACGAACUUGUGAUAUAUUCUGCUUGGCCACUUAAACUGUAAUUAACCACCGUGAAGUUAUUCUUAUUCCAUCAGCUAAGGGAACUUCCACCACGAAGAAUUGUUGUUAUCUUUCUCAUGUUUUGGGAAUAUAAUGAAAAUAUGGUCUACCUCGCACUUGAAAACCUAGUGAGUAAAAUAUGCCCGGUAUUACUUUUGCUUCGUGUCUGGAAGCUGGGAUACUGUUGCUAGUCUCAAUUUGCUAUGUUUGAAUUCAGUUUGUUGCUAGUCUCAA